AUGUUUCAGAGAUUGAAUAAAAUGUUUGUGGGUGAAGUCAAUACUUCUUCGAACCAAGAACCAGAAUUUAGUGAGAAGGAAGAUGAUGAGUGGAUUCUUGUUGACUUCAUAGACACUUGCACGGGUUUCUCAGCAGCAGAGGAUGAGGAAGAAGAUGACAUCAGUGAAGAGUCACCUCCCGAGCACCCUUCAGUCUUUUCCUGUCUCCCUGCGUCUCUCGAGUGCUUGGCUGAUACGAGUGACUCCUGCUUCCUCCAGUUUGAGUCCUGUCCAAUGGAGGAGAGCUGGUUUAUCACCCCUCCCCCAUGUUUUACUGCAGGUGGAUUAACCACUAUCAAGGUGGAAACCAGUCCUAUGGAAAACCUUCUCAUCGAACACCCCAGCAUGUCUGUCUAUGCUGUGCAUGACCCCUGCCCCAGUCUCGGUGAGGCCCACUGUGGGACUGAGGAAUUCCAUAACCCAGGCAGUCCCAGAGUGGAAGCUGAGAAUGAGAUGGGGCAGCAUAUUCAUUGCUAUGUUGCAGCUCUCGCUGCUCAUACAGCUUUUCUGGAACAACCCAAGAGCUUUCGCCCUUCACAGUGGAUUAAAGAACACAGUGAAAGACAGUCUCUGAACAGAAAUAGCCUUCGUCGCCAAAAUCUUACCAGAGAUUGCCACCCUCGGCAAGUCAAGCACAGCGGCUGGGCUGUCCAUCAGCCCUGCCCACGUCAGUACAAUUACUAA
This is a messenger RNA of Rangifer tarandus platyrhynchus (Svalbard reindeer), 723 nucleotides long. NCBI's taxonomy places the organism in Eukaryota, Metazoa, Chordata, Mammalia, Artiodactyla, Cervidae. The record is from the annotation of a GenBank genome assembly.